AUGUCCACAGAGGUUGCUGCCAAUACUACAACAACAACCACAACAGAGGUUGUCAAUAUCAAGGACAAGAACAUCUUUGGAACAGUCGAGGUUAAGAUCAAAGAAGUAAGAGGAUGCUCCACUCACUUCAUAUUGGCCAAGUGUGAGCUGGCUCAAAAGAAGUCAGAGGUCAAGACCAAGCCACUCUCCAAUCAUACCUUUGUCGAUGUCUUUGACUUCCGUGUAUCAUCUGCAAACAGUGAACUUGAGAUUGAAGGAUGGAGAAAGAACUUGUUCUUCAAGGAUAAGAUCACUGGCGCCGUCAAAUUGACUAUAAAUGACUUGUUGACAGCACAGGGCGAGGCCAAAUGGUAUCCAUUCGUCUCUGGAAAGAAGCGUCGCGCUCCAAGAAACCAAGGUCCAGUCGUUGGCACACCUGCUGAGGAGACAACCAGACCCGAUGAGAACGCCGACGAGAAGGAGUCGUCGUCCGAGAGCGAGAACGAGAAGGGUGAGGGUGAGGCCGAGGCCGACGCACCAAAGCCACGCAAGGGAAAGAAGGUCAAGGUGCCACCCGAGAUCUGCUUGGAGAUCAAGUUCACAAAGAACGAGCCACCCAAGGAGGUGCUCAAGGGCUUGAUCCUGGACGGUGUAUGGACCACCGAGAACAGCGUUGGCAGUCUCACCAACAACCCGCACUGGAUCAAGUGCACACAGUACCUACUCACGGUCAAGAACGAAGACACGUCGCUGAUGAUCAAGCUGCGUCAGCCUGAGGGUGCCGACCAGCGCGUCAGCUUCUUUGUCAUCAACUACGACAGCGCCUUCUACAAUGGCAGCAGAAAAGUCAUCCUCGACACGUCCAACGACUUCAAGAAGGUCGACAACUUUAUCUGCCCUAUCGCCGCCACAGCCGUCGACUGCAAGAUCGAGCUUGAGGCCGGCCAGUACAUCAUCAUCCCCUAUGCCGAGAGCUUUGGCUUCACUGGCAAGUACAAGCUCAACGUUGACUCUGCCAAGCUAUCGAACCUCGAGCUCUACCCCUUGCCAAAGGACCCAAGCUGCCAGUGGAAGGAGAUCGUCAUCAACGAUCUGUGGACCAGCACCACAAACGGAGGCUCAGACAUCACCCUCCUCCAUUGGACCAAGAGUCCACAGUACGCCAUCACUCUGACCAAGCGCGCACGUGCUUGUGUGCUCCUGUCACAGGACGACCACGAGAAGAGUAUCGGUUUCUACGUGAUGCGCCAGCAACACGAUGUCGGCAAGCGUCUUGUUGAGUUCAGAGGCCAGGUGGGCAAGACCGACAACUUCAAGCCAUCGUGCCAGAACGGCACCACCAUGACGCUGGACGCCGGUCACUAUGUCGUGAUCCCAUCCACUUUCGACCAGGCACUGGAGGGUGCCUUCCACAUCACACUGUUCACUGACGACCAGGAGGCCACAUUCUCGCCAAUCGCUGGCCAAUGGAAGGAGAACAAGCUCGUCAAGGGCACCUGGGUCGGCAAGACCGCCGGAGGCAGUCCCAACUGCGGCGCCUCCUUCUUUGACAACCCACAGUACAAGAUCAAGCUGCCCAAGGAUCGCAGCCAGGACGUUGCAUUCGUUGUACAGCUCAUCCAGGAUUCAACACUGGCCGACGAGAGCAUUGGCUUCAUCGUGAUCACACGUGACGAUCAUGAGAAGCGUUGCGAGGCGCUCACUUUCCAGAACGAGGACCUGUUUGCCAAGACACCAAACUGGGAGCGCAGGAACGACAAUGCUUGCCGCAUCGUCGUCAAGCCCGACCAUCCACACGAGUUCACCCUGAUCCCAUCCACCUUUGACAAGGGCGUCAACAGAUCCUACAGACUGCAGUUCUUCAGUGACAUCAACAUCGAGGUUGACGAGUUCGAGCCUGUCGAGGAGGAUUCAUCAUCGGACGAGGAGUAG
This is a messenger RNA of Acytostelium subglobosum LB1, 1911 nucleotides long. RefSeq lists its product as hypothetical. Gene Ontology annotation, cellular component: cytoplasm. The coding region runs from base 1 to 1911 and encodes 636 amino acids. Gene Ontology annotation, biological process: proteolysis. Gene Ontology annotation, molecular function: calcium-dependent cysteine-type endopeptidase activity. Lineage: Eukaryota; Evosea; Eumycetozoa; Acytosteliales; Acytosteliaceae. The transcript has 3 exons. The record is from RefSeq and is a predicted model, not a curated record.